AUGAUGCAGAUAAUGCCGAUACUGGUGGCAGACGAGAGUGCAUUGAAGGCUGGACCGGAUGGAGAGCUGCGUGCUUUGCAGGUCAAGGCGUUCCGGCUGUUUGCCGUGUUCUACAAGGCGUUUCUGGGGGUUGACAGGCACACACACACGACAAUUGCAAUUGCCCGGCAGCAUGCGAUAGCGUUGGUGGCGUUGCUACCGAAGGCAUUCCCAUCGCAGGCAUCCCACUGGAAGCUCCCAAAGAUACACAUGAUAAGACAUUUGCUGGACAACGUAAAGGAGCGUGGGAUGCCGCACCACUAUUCAACCGAAAUGUGGGAGCGCACGCACAAGGGCACGGUGAAGGGUCCAGUAAGAGGGAGCAAUUGGAGCGACAUACCUCGACGAAUCGUGGAGGAGGAGGUGCAGCGCGAGGUGUACCGCGAGGUGGCGGCGGACGCUGGGGGUGGGCGACAGUACGCGUCCGCCUUACGUGAGGCAAUCAAGACGAAGAUACCGGUGCUCAAGAAGAAGUAUCGGACAAUGCGGAUUGGCGGAGCGUCGGAUCCGGUGUACGAUGAGUACAUAACCGCGCUGGGAGACGAUAUGAAGGGUUUGGCUGAUGAGUUUAAGGCGUUGGGUCUGGCUACCAACAGCGUGCAGGUCCACACGGCGGUGGCCAUUCCGCGCACAAGAGGCGGCGAGCUGGUGGCCAAAGGGACAUUUGUGAAGGCGUCGCCCCGAGAGAGGUGGUAUUCGGACGUGGCGCUGCUCAAUGACAAGGGUGGGGACUGGUAUGCAAAAUGUCUGUGCAUCUUCAGGGCGGUUGACCGUGAUGGGGAUUGGAAGGGGUACGCAUAUGUGAGCCGUGAUCGCAACACCAUCAUUCUCACCAUUCACAAGGCGCAUCGCAUCACCGGCGAGGUGACGCCGCCAGUCACGGAGCACGGCUUCAGUGUGCAGCACCUCACCAACACCCGAAUCGUCAACAUUCGUGGAUCGGUUCCGGAGACGGGCCUGCCGCACCUGCAGGGAGUGGGUGACGCGCUAAAGGCGUAUUACCGCGUUAUGCUGAUGAGGCGUGCGAUAGGGUCCAAGCGGUUCCAAUUCGACUAUUCGGCUUCCAUCGCGGAUGUCGACUAUAACGACAUGCUCGAGUGGCUGGGAGAAUCGUGGACUCGUGUGCGCGCGGCAACCAUGCAGCGGAGCUGGUGGCGCGCAGGAUGCGUGCCGGCGAGCUGGCCGCCCCUGAUGGCGUACCUGGGUGACACGUGCGCAACCGGCAUGUUUGAGCCUAUUAUCUCGGUAUGCGUCGAUUUGCAGUUGCUUAUCGAGAAGUUCAAGGUGAGGCCUGCGUGCUACAUGACGGCCGCAGAGUUUAUCAACUGCGACGCGGGACUAUGCGUGGAGCAGGGGUUCAGAGCCACACCUGCUGACAGCGCGUCCGAUGACUCGUCGGGCGAGAUGAGCCUGCCAGACGGCCCACUCCUGCGGGACGAGCGCAGCAGGAGGCGCGUGAUACGCAACGUCACCCGCGCGUACGUGGAGCGUGCCGAUGAGCUCGGCAUCCCCCCGGCGGCUGUGCCAGCAGAGGUCGGAGCAUCGAACCAGGAGGUGAUUUCCCGCCUAUGCAGGACGCCUGUCAAGAGGGCUCGCGCGGGGGGGCGAGCUGAGGACGGGACAGCCGAAGAAGUGCUGCAGAGUGAUGAAGUGCUGGAGAGUGAUGACGACCAGUGA
Molecule: messenger RNA, 1716 nt
Organism: Closterium sp. Naga37s-1
Lineage: Eukaryota; Viridiplantae; Streptophyta; Zygnematophyceae; Desmidiales; Closteriaceae
Source: the annotation of a GenBank genome assembly